Messenger RNA from Fomitopsis serialis, 984 nucleotides. RefSeq lists its product as uncharacterized. The record is from RefSeq and is a predicted model, not a curated record. Lineage: Eukaryota; Fungi; Basidiomycota; Agaricomycetes; Polyporales; Fomitopsidaceae. Bases 1 to 984 code for a protein of 327 amino acids. The transcript is spliced from 7 exons.
AUGGUCGGUACCUGGGGCAUGAAGAGACUGCGCAAAUACCUGCGCAAGGUCGCCCUCGAGGCCGGGCACCAUGUGAGCGAGCGGGACUUGCUCAUCUUCACGGACCACCCGCCGCGAUGGGACGACUGGACGGAGGAGGACUUGAUGCUCUUCAACAGGACGCUCCGGGCGCUGUACAACAGCCCGGUGUCGUUCAGGGUAUUUGAGAAGAUCGUCGCGACGUACCUCCUGACGAAGAAAUGGCGCAAGCAACUGAACUACGUACCGAUGGCGAAGAAGUUCCCUCACCUCGCCGACACCUGCUUUGAUUGGCAGUGGUGGGACGCGCCGGCGGAGGGCGCAUGGCAGGAGGGCCUGGACUUCAAAACAUUCGCAACCGGCUGGCGCAACCGCAAGCCCAAGUGGUGGGGCAAGAGGUGGUCGGUCGUGGAUCAGGAGGCCGCCAUGAGGCCGUUCGCGGACAUCUGGCUCAGCAAUGACCGGCUCAAUCCUGCGACGCCGGUCCAAGAUCAUGAAGACGAGGACGAUCCGCGCACCGAAGGAUACGAGCUCAACUUGGGGCGUGUGACCGGCGAGGACUGCAGGAAGGCGCAGCGCCAGGCGGAGAUCUACCUCGCCUGGAAGGCGAAGGGCCGUGCGCCCGCCGCGAUGGCACACCCGAUCCCUCUGUCCACAUGGGCACGUCCUCUCAAUGUCCCGCCGCAGUCGCAGGACACCGUGAACUGCGGCCGCGACCGGUGCGAGCGCUGCACUGAGAGCGGCAUGGAGGAAUGCCGGGUUCCGGCCGUCGCAAACGACCCGCGCUGCGUCACUUGUCGUGCACGCAAGAAGGGUUGCUCCUUCGGAUCUCCUCUCACACAUGCUGCCUCGCGCCGCACUGCGAGUGCAACGGUGGUGCGCGCACCUUCCAACCGUGCGCGCACCCGCACCCCGGCAAGUUCUGGAGGUGCAAGGGCAGGUAUGAAGCGUCGCCGCGGAGAAUAG